Vigna angularis (adzuki bean) is the source of this 2419-nucleotide messenger RNA. RefSeq names its product 1,4-alpha-glucan-branching enzyme 1, chloroplastic/amyloplastic. The transcript is spliced from 17 exons. Gene Ontology annotation, cellular component: cytoplasm. NCBI's taxonomy places the organism in Eukaryota, Viridiplantae, Streptophyta, Magnoliopsida, Fabales, Fabaceae. The record is from RefSeq and is a predicted model, not a curated record. Bases 62 to 1930 code for a protein of 622 amino acids. Gene Ontology annotation, molecular function: 1,4-alpha-glucan branching enzyme activity; cation binding. Gene Ontology annotation, biological process: starch metabolic process; glycogen biosynthetic process.
UCAGCAGCAUUAAUUGGAGACUUCAACAAUUGGAAUUCAAAUGCUGAUGUAAUGACUCGGAAUGAGUUUGGUGUUUGGGAGAUUUUUUUUGCCAAACAAUGUGGAUGGUUCACCACCAAUUCCUCAUGGUUCUCGGGUCAAGAUCCGCAUGGAUACUCCCUCUGGAGUCAAGGACUCGAUUCCUGCUUGGAUCAAGUUUUCUGUACAGGCUCCUGGUGAAAUUCCAUAUAGCGGAAUAUACUAUGAUCCCCCAGAAGAGGAAAAAUAUGUAUUCAAACAUCCACAGCCAAAGAGACCAAAAUCACUUAGAAUAUACGAGUCACAUGUUGGAAUGAGUAGUCCGGAGCCAAUGAUCAACACAUAUGCCAAUUUUAGAGAUGAUGUACUACCUCGAAUUAAAAAGCUUGGCUACAAUGCUGUCCAGAUUAUGGCCAUUCAAGAACAUUCUUAUUAUGCCAGCUUUGGGUACCAUGUCACAAAUUUCUUUGCACCUAGCAGCCGAUUUGGAACUCCAGAGGAACUUAAAUCUCUAAUAGACAAAGCCCACGAACUAGGUCUGCUUGUUCUGAUGGAUAUUGUACACAGCCAUUCAUCAAAUAAUACUUUGGAUGGCCUAAACAUGUUUGAUGGAACUGAUAGUCAUUACUUCCAUCCUGGGUCACGAGGUUAUCAUUGGAUGUGGGAUUCUCGCCUUUUCAAUUAUGGAAGCUGGGAAGUACUAAGAUAUUUACUUUCAAAUGCAAGAUGGUGGCUGGAUGAAUACAAGUUUGACGGAUUUCGAUUUGAUGGUGUUACAUCAAUGAUGUACACUCAUCAUGGGUUGCAGGUAGCAUUCACUGGAAAUUACAGUGAGUACUUUGGUAUGGCAACUGAUGUUGAUGCUGUGGUUUACCUGAUGCUGGCUAAUGAUCUCAUUCAUGGCCUCUUCCCCGAGGCUGUUACCAUUGGUGAAGAUGUGAGUGGAAUGCCAACAUUCUGCCUUCCUACACAAGAUGGUGGGGUUGGUUUUGAUUAUCGCCUGCAAAUGGCCAUUGCAGACAAGUGGAUUGAGAUUCUCAAGAAGAAAGAUGAGGACUGGAAAAUGGGUGAUAUUGUCCACACACUAACAAACAGAAGAUGGCUGGAAAAAUGUGUAGCUUAUGCUGAGAGUCAUGAUCAGGCCUUGGUUGGUGACAAGACAAUUGCAUUUUGGUUGAUGGACAAGGAUAUGUAUGACUUCAUGGCGUUAGACAGGCCAUCUACACCUCGUAUAGAUCGUGGUAUUGCAUUACACAAAAUGAUUAGGCUUAUUACCAUGGGACUUGGUGGUGAAGGGUAUUUGAAUUUUAUGGGGAAUGAGUUUGGCCAUCCUGAGUGGAUUGAUUUUCCAAGAGGUGAACAACAACUUCCUAAUGGCUCAGUAAUUCCAGGGAACAACUACAGUUAUGAUAAAUGCAGGCGAAGAUUUGACUUGGGAGAUGCGGAUUAUUUAAGAUAUCAAGGAAUGCAAGAAUUUGAUCGAGCCAUGCAGCUGUUAGAAGAAAAGUUUGGUUUCAUGACUGCUGAACACCAAUAUAUUUCACGGAAAAAUGAAGGUGACAAAGUUAUAAUCUUUGAAAGGGGCAACCUCGUCUUUGUCUUCAAUUUUCAUUGGCAUAACAGCUAUUCAGAUUACAGAGUUGGCUGCUCAACCCCUGGGAAAUAUAAGAUUGUUUUGGAUUCAGAUGAUGCCUUGUUUGGUGGCUUCAAUAGGCUCAACCACUCUGCUGAGUACUUCACUAAUGAAGGAUGGUAUGAUGACCGACCUCGAUCCUUUCUCGUCUAUGCACCUUCUAGAACAGCAGCAGUUUAUGUCCUUGCAGAUGACGACGAUGAUCUUGAACCAGCCCUUUCAGAUGAAGCUGAACCAGCCCUUGCAGAUGAAGCUGAACCAGAGCCAGUUGAUCCUUGAUAAGAAGAUUCUGGGACAAAUGUUACAAGUACACGAUGGCAGCAGUAAAUCCCCAGUGAAACUAGCCAAACCAAUAUCUUGUUGUUUAACCGACACUGAAACACCAAAGAAGCAUAUUUGAAGUGGAAUAAGUGGGAGCGCUAGUUAAUCUUUAGUGAGGCAGGACACUGACUCGAAAUCUUGUACAUGUGCCUUGCUAGGUAAUAAUUGCGAUAUCACACCCAUCUUUCUGUUUUUUCUUUUUAGGAUUCAAUGUCGUAACCUGAGUCUCAAAUGUCAAUCUCCAUAAUGUAUACUCUCCUAAGAGUUAGAGGCUUCAAAGGGACUUUUAUAGUGAAAAAUUUUGCAGGAGGCUGACUUUUGCUUUGGGGUCUUUUUUCGGUAGCUGUCUCCUUUAUAUUUAAAAGUUGAGUUGUAGCAAUUCCUAUCCGUGUAAUAAAGACAUCAUACGUCGUGGAAAAAAGAAAGUAAAAUAAUUACCUUACUUUA